Messenger RNA from Apis laboriosa (Himalayan honeybee), 4577 nucleotides. It is a transcript of the gene syd, whose product is annotated as JNK-interacting protein 3. The transcript has 19 exons. Gene Ontology annotation, biological process: vesicle-mediated transport. The record is from RefSeq and is a predicted model, not a curated record. Gene Ontology annotation, molecular function: MAP kinase scaffold activity; kinesin binding; JUN kinase binding. Lineage: Eukaryota; Metazoa; Arthropoda; Insecta; Hymenoptera; Apidae. Gene Ontology annotation, cellular component: cytoplasm. Bases 143 to 3850 code for a protein of 1235 amino acids.
GUAUGAUCAGGUACAACGUUUUAGUGUUCAAGUGUUCAAUUGAGUGAGAAAACAACGAGAGAAAAAAGGAGAAGCAGGAGAUCCAGUGGUUGCGAAACGUCACAAAUCACAACACGGAACAGGCCACUUCAAGGUGUAAAAAAUGAGUCAAAUACAAAUGGAUCAAGAAACAGUAUAUGGAACUCAUGAAGAUAGUCAUGUGGUCAUGUCAGAAAAAGUACAAUCUUUGGCUGGUAGUAUUUAUCAAGAAUUUGAAAAAAUGAUAGCUCGUUACGAUGAAGAUGUAGUGAAAGACCUAAUGCCCCUCCUAGUCAAUGUUCUAGAAUGUCUAGACAUAUCUUAUACUGAAAAUCAAGAACGUGAAGUUGAAUUAGAAUUGUUAAGAGAAGAUAAUGAACAACUUGUUACUCAAUAUGAAAGAGAAAAACAAUUAAGAAAAACAUCUGAUCAAAAAUUAUUAGAACUAGAAGAUGUAGCAGAAGAUGAAAGAAAAGAACUUCUAUCAAAAAUUGAUAGUUUGGAAUCAAUUGUAAGAAUGCUGGAACUGAAGACAAAAAAUUCACAUGAUCACGUUGUUCGUCUUGAAGAAAAAGAAGCCGAAUUGAAGCGCGAAUAUACUCGUCUACAUGAGAGAUAUACGGAAUUAUUUAAAACGCAUGUAGAUUAUAUGGAAAGAACAAAAAUGUUAGUUGGAAGUACAGAAAGAUUAGAAAAUUCGACUAGUGGUCGAGGUCCAUCUCGCUUACCAUCUCUUGGUUUAACUCACAUGUCACGAAGUUCAGGACCACUAAGUUAUGGCUUUCAGAGUUUGGAAGCUAGUAUAAAUGCAGAAGAUAUUCAACAAGAAAAUCCAUCAAAUGCUGUUGCUAAUUUAAGGACUGAAAUGUUAGAUAGUAGCAGCGAAGCUGCUAUUGAGACAUCUGAUAAAAGUCAAUUAACAGAUAAACCAGCACAAGCAAAUAAAACAACUGCAAUUUCUAGACAUGAAAGUCCAGAAACUGAAAUACCUCCACCUUUGGUUACACCAACAUCACCAACUAUAGAAAAGAUAGCUACUACUCCAAGUGGAAGAAGUAGAACAGAAAGAGAACAACGAAGUGGUAACACAUUGUAUCAGGAACUCAGUUUUCAAGAUGCUGAUGCAUUAGGAGAAAUGGAUGAAGGAGCAGAUAUCACUGGUAGUUGGGUUCAUCCUGGGGAAUAUGCUUCUUCAGUCAAUGACAAUUUCUUUGGAAUGGGAAAAGAAGUUGAGAAUCUUAUUAUGGAAAAUAAUGAAUUAUUAGCUACAAAAAAUGCGCUUAACAUUGUUAAAGACGAUUUAAUAGUUAAAGUAGAUGAACUCACAAGUGAACAAGAAAUAUUACGUGAAGAAGUUCGAGCUUUACAACAAGCUAGAGAACGGUUACGGCAAAAGGUUGUUGUCCUUGAAGAAGAAUUGAAAAAAGUUAAAGAAGAAGCUGAAGCAGCAGCAAAAGCAGCUAAAAGCGAUGAUGAAGAAGAUGUAUCGUUAGCACAAAGAAAAAGGUUUACUAGAGUCGAAAUGGCUAGAGUUCUUAUGGAAAGGAAUCAAUAUAAAGAACGCUUUAUGGAACUUCAAGAAGCAGUUAGAUGGACGGAAAUGAUACGAGCAACAAAGACUGAUCCUUCUAGUAUAUCAGGUGGAAAAGUAUCAGUGUGGAAGUUUUUUAGUAGUCUCUUCACAGGACCUGCUGAUCGAGGAACAUUAGUUCGCGGACCACAUACAUUACCUCACAUGAGAUACAGUGCACCAACCAAUCAAGUUGUUCCAGCACCACCUCUGGAUACCAUGCGUAGACGUACGUUGAAAGGUCGCCAUGAGUUUUUCGACCAAGGAGACACCAUAUCUUCUGAGAAACUCGUAGCGAGACGUGCAAAUGAACGAAGAGAACAAUAUCGUCAAGUUCGCGCUCAUGUUAGAAAAGAGGAUGGACGAUUACACGCUUAUGGUUGGAGUUUACCUGGAAAACCAAGUGCUCCAGUUAGACAACCUGUUCCUGUGCCUGUUUAUUGCAGACCUUUACAGGAAUCUGAGCCUGGCAUGAAGAUAUGGUGUGGUGCUGGUGUAAACUUAAGUGGUGGUAAAACUCGAGAUGGUGGUUGUAUGGUUGGAGGAAGCGUGUUUUAUGCUGCUGAAGCUCAAGAAAUAAGUACGAACACAAAAACUGAAGCAGAAGAUGCUAUCGAACAUUUAGAUAAGGAACUUCAAGAGAAUGAAAAUCAAAGAGUUGAAGCAGAACAAUUAGAGCAACAUCUUAGCUCAUUAGUAUGGAUUUGUACAUCUACUCAAAAAAUGUCAAAAGUUACUGUGAUAGAUGCUAAUAAUCCAGCUGAUAUUUUGGAAGUCUUUAGUGUUUGUCAAGGACAUUUACUUUGCAUUGCAAGUGUACCUGGAGCCAAAGAGAGUGAUUAUGCUCAAGCUAUGAAUGAAGAUUCAAUUCGAACUGCCAAUGGAAUAAAUGAGAAUGAUGAAAUAAAUACAACUUCAAAUUCUGAACAGAACAUCCAAAAAAAUGAACAAGAAACUCAAUCAUCAUUGGAAAAAAAUAAAAAUGAGUUAGAUUCCUCAGAAGAACAAAACAGUGAAAAUGUUAAAAAAUCAGAUGAUACUAAUCAAAUUAUUCCUAUUGAAUCACAAAGUUUGGAAAGUGUAGAUAGUGAAACCACAAAUUUAGGCAAAGUACAUUUUGUAAAAACUAAUUUAGAAACACCAAGCUCACAAUUGGAUGAAAAAAAUGAUACAAAUGAAGAAAAACAAAAUAAAAUUGAAGAAGAUACACCUAUAGAAAAAAUGUCUUCAAUACAACCAACAAUGUGGCUUGGAGCUCAAAAUGGUGCAGUAUUCGUUCAUUCAGCUGUCGCUAAGUGGUCAGUUUGUUUGCAUUCUGUUGAAUUGAAGGAUGCUGCAUUAGCUAUUGUACAUGUCCAAGGACGAGUUCUUGUUGCUCUUGCUGAUGGAACUGUUGCAUUAUUUCGAAGAGGUGCAGAUGGACAAUGGGAUUUGUCUCAAUAUCAUGUGAUUACUUUGGGUAGUCCACAACAUUCAAUUAGGUGCAUGACUGCUGUUAGUGGCAAAACUGUAUGGUGCGGAUAUAGAAAUAAGAUUCAUGUAAUAGAUCCAGUAUCAAUGACUGUUGAGUGCACCGUGGAUGCUCAUCCACGACGAGAAUCGCAAGUAAGACAAUUAGCUUGGUUAGGUGAAGGAGUGUGGGUCAGCAUUAGAUUAGAUUCAACAUUAAGACUUUAUCAUGCUCAUACUUAUCAGCAUCUCCAGGAUGUUGAUAUUGAACCUUAUGUUAGCAAAAUGCUUGGAACUGGAAAACUUGGUUUUUCAUUUGUAAGAAUUACCGCAUUACUCAUUUCCUCAAAUAGGCUAUGGAUUGGCACAGGAAAUGGAGUAAUAAUUUCCGUUCCUUUAUCUGAAAGUGCUGGUGGUUCAAUGGCAGUAUCCAGAGUUCAAGCAGGAAAUGCUAAAAAUGAUGUACCAGGUGUUGGUGUCAGAAUUUUUGCCUCAGAUCGUGGCGUUACACCUGGUAGUUUUAUACCUUAUUGUAGUAUGGCUCACGCGCAACUUAGUUUCCAUGGGCAUAGAGAUGCGGUUAAAAUGUUUGUUGCAGUGCCUGGUCAUGGCGGUCAAAGUGCAGUAUCAGAUGGUUCUCAACCUGCUAUGCUUGUUCUUUCAGGAGGAGAAGGCUAUAUAGAUUUUAGAGUUGGUGAUGGAGAAGAUACAGAAAUAGAACGUUCUAAUAAUGCUGUGUCCGCUAAUGCUGAAGAACACGGAGAACAAAGUCAUCUAAUUGUGUGGGAUGAGAAGUGCAACCGACCUGGAUAGUAUUUAAAAAUAAUCUAUUGUAAAUUGUUUCCAUUAGAAAAUAUAUUAUUUUCCAAACUUAAAUAAUUUGAUUUGCAUAAAAAUAUAUGUAUAUGUGAAAUGUAAUAUAACAUAAUUUUUUAUGUUCUACUAUCAACUCUUCUUCAAUAUUACAGUGUUUGCGCCUAUUUUUUUCAAAAUUAUAAGAUCUUUCAAGAGUAUUGCAAUGAAUUUAUAUAAUUAUGUACAUAAACUAUUGCGAGAUAUUUGUAUAGUGUUUUUCGUAAUUUAAGUUUUUAUCGAUAAACGAAAUAGAUAUGGUUUUGGAUAUACAUAUAGAUACAUAUACACAUAUGAAAUCAUAUGUUAAUCUUUCAUUGGUCGCUGCAAUUUUAAUUUAUCGUCAAUUUCCUUCUUAUACAAUUACCAAAGAUGAAAAACUUAUUUGUAUUCUUUAUACGCAAGAGAUGGUUUAAAAAUUGUGCAUUUUAACCAAUAUAUGUAGCGUCCUGAAAUGUAGUAUAAUUUCAUGCAUUGAAAUUUAGAAAAAAGUCGCCAUGAUAUUUGAAUUUACAAGAAUUUUUAUAAAUUCCUGUGUUAUAAAUGACGGACAGUGAAAUUAAAAAUGUGUACGAUAUAUAAGAGCUGCGCAUUUUUUGUGUGUGAGCUCGCUUUCAGUGUCGAGCUCGGAAUUGUACCUGGCUCUGAUGAAGCUGCAAAGGCGUUAAUAAAGAAAGUUGCAAAACAA